AAUUGUCUUGGUAGAACAGUAUUUUGCAGUAUGCAUAAAACAAAAAGCGAAUAAAUUGUAACCUUUAGGAUUCAAAUGUGCCUUUUAUCGUUAACAGUUAUUAACCUAAGGCAUCGCUUAUUUUAGUGACGGAAUCUCGUACGAGGAAGUCGAACGGCUCAUUCCUGCGUGUUUUAUUAUCAUCAUAAUCAUCAUGCGUAAGCGAGCAACCCUCGUCAGCCGAGGGCACGCGCACGUUGAGCACCCUUCUCAUUUCCUAAGUUACAGAACAAGUAGAGCGAACUCGGGAGCCCGCCGCCGUGACCUCGCACUGAGACGCGUGCUGUUCCGUCGCGUCGUCGUCAAAGUUUCGCCGUCCUAAGUGGGAGACGCUGAGUACCGAAGACGCGCUCCCGUUUCUUGUUCGCUUGUUGCGUGUCGUGCACACGGCGACGACGGCCCAGGCACCGGGCGCAGCGGGGGAGCGAGCUGCGCGUCGUGUCAGGAAGUCGGACUGCGCUUCUGAAAGACAAACCGAAAGUCGGAGCCGCUGCGGGCUGAAUUCAUGUUUGUGAGCGGCGUGGGCUUCCAAAGAUCACCGGUCAGUAUACAGUUCUUACUGUACGUGUGUGUGGUGUUCGGUAAACAGGGUAGCGGCGCGCUGCAGCUACUGGACCCCUGUGCGGAACUCAGCGACCGCCUUAACUUUUUUUUAACCGCCGUCAAGACGAGUUGGGGGACGACCGCGCAGGAACUCACAGUGACAGGAGGUUCACGCACACGCGAAUCAUGUCGCUCGGCUAACUGACGGAAACGGGGGAAGCAAACGGAAAGCGGCAGAAACUGAAAGAAACCGGUAGAAAUUGUCGGGAGGGGACGCGGUUUGUGCUGUUGCUGCUGCUGAGGCAAAAAGAAGAAGAAGAGGAAAAAAAAAACUGUGCGCGGCGGUUCCUCCUGUCAGUGGAGGUGAGGAGCUUGAGACCCGACUGCGCUCCGUAACGGUGCGCGCGUUGUCGGAGUCUUCCGGUGGAACGAGCGGAGUCGAGGCCGAAAGGAGGCGAGAGCAGCUCAUUCCGCACCUGAGGGCCGAGGUACUGACUGCCAAUGCCGGGGUCGUCGAUGACAGAGAGCAGCGAGUGGACUCCAGUGGAACCCUCUAGCCCAUGAUGCCGUCGUCCACGCGGAAAGGAGCGCCGAAGGACCCUGAGCUUUCCGGCCUCUUCUUCAAGGACGAUCCCGAGGAUGUCUUCUGCGACCUGCACGAGAUUGGCCAUGGGAGCUUUGGGGCCGUUUACUUUGCCCGAAAUGCUUACUCACACGAGGUGGUGGCCAUCAAAAAGAUGUCCUACAAUGGGAAGCAGACGACAGAGAAGUGGCAGGACAUCAUCAAGGAGGUCAAGUUCCUACAACAGCUGCGACACCCCAACACCAUUGAAUACAAAGGCUGCUACUUGAAAGACAACACUGCCUGGUUGGUCAUGGAGUACUGCCUGGGUUCUGCUUCAGAUUUGCUGGAGGUUCACAAGAAACCACUCCAAGAGGUAGAAAUUGCUGCCAUUACCCAUGGUGCCUUGUUGGGACUGGCUUACCUACAUUCCCAUGCAAUGAUUCACAGAGAUGUGAAAGCUGGAAAUAUUCUUCUGACUGAGCCAGGUCAGGUCAAAUUGGCAGACUUUGGUUCUGCUUCCAUAGCAUCUCCUGCCAACUCAUUUGUAGGGACACCUUAUUGGAUGGCUCCGGAAGUGAUUCUCGCCAUGGACGAAGGCCAGUAUGACGGGAAGGUGGAUGUCUGGUCCCUGGGAAUUACCUGCAUUGAGCUGGCGGAGCGCAAACCCCCUCUGUUCAACAUGAACGCUAUGAGUGCCUUAUAUCACAUUGCCCAGAAUGAUUCUCCCACGCUGCAGUCCGCCGAUUGGUCGGACGCUUUCCGAAGCUUCGUGGACUACUGCCUACUGAAGGUCCCUCAGGACCGGCCCUCCUCAGCCGAGCUGCUGCGACAUGAGUUUGUUCGACGGGAGCGUCCUACACGGGUCCUCAUUGACCUCAUCCAGAGGACCAAGGAUGCAGUGCGGGAGCUGGACAACCUGCAGUACCGCAAGAUGAAGAAAAUUCUGUACCAGGAGAAGCACAAUGGGCCCAUGGGGGAGUCUCAGGAGGAAGAGGAGGACAACGAGCAGGCCAGCUGCAAGAUGAACAGCCUGGGCAGCAACCACUCCAUCCCCAGCACAUCAGUCAGCACCGGGAGCCAGAGCAGCAGCAUCAACAGCAUGCAGGAGGCAUUAGAUGAGAGCAGUUCUGACCUGACUAUGAUGCACGCCUAUGACAGCAUCCAGGAGCCCCCAGCCGGCUCCAAAAAGGAGCACACAAGCAUAAGGGAUGAGACCCCACACCGGGACCCCAGGCCUGAUCUGCGGUCCACCACCUCCGACAAGAGCCAGGCGCACAACUACCGGAGCCGCGAGCGCUUUGCCACUAUCAAGUCCGCAUCUCUGGUUACGCGACAGAUCCAUGAGCAUGAGCAAGAGAACGAGCUGCGGGAGCAGAUGUCGGGGUACAAGCGCAUGCGGCGGCAGCACCAGAAACAGCUGAUCGCGCUGGAGAAUAAGCUGAAGGCUGAGAUGGAUGAGCAUCGGCUCCGUUUGCAAAAGGAGGUGGAGACGCAGGCCAACAAUGCCUACAUCGAGCUGGAAAAGCUGGCCAAGAAACAUGCCAUUUACACUGAGAAGGAGAUGAAGACUGUGGCAGCUGAUGAGAAGAAGUUCCAGCAGCAGAUCAUGGCCCAGCAGAAGAAGGAGCUCGCCACUUUCCUGGAUAAUCAGAAGAAACAGUACAAGCUCUGCAAGGAGAAGAUUAAGGAGGAGAUGAAUGAGGACCACAGCACACCCAAGAAGGAGAAGCAGGAGCGUCUGUCCAAGCAUAAGGAAAACAUGCAGCACUCGCAGGCCGAGGAGGAGGCACAGCUACUGAGCCAGCAGAGGGUCUUCUAUGAGCGAAACUGUCGUGCCUUCAAGCGCAAGACCAUGAUCAAGAGGCACGAGUUCGAACAGGAGCAGCUGCGUGAGGAGCUGAAUAAGAAGAAGACACAGAAGGAGAUGGAGCAUGCCAUGCUCAUCCGGCAUGACGAGUCAACGCAGGAGCUAGAGCACCGGCAGCUGAAGACGCUACAAAAGCUGCGCAUGGACCUGAUCCGGCUGCAGCACCAGACAGAGCUGGAUAACCAGAUUGAGUACAACAGCCGGCGGGAGCGCGAACUGCAUAGGAAGCAUGUUAUGGAGCUGCGGCAGCAACCGAAAAACCUCAAGGCCAUGGAGCUGCAGAUAAAGAAGCAGUUCCAGGACACAUGUAAGGUGCAGACCAAGCAGUAUAAGGCUCUGAGGAACCACCAGCUGGAGGUCACCCCCAAGUGUGAGCAUAAGGCCAUCUUGAAGGCACUGAAGGAGGAGCAGACGCGCAAGCUGGCCAUCCUGGCAGAGCAGUAUGAGCAGAGCAUCAAUGAGAUGAUGGCAUCCCAGGCACUGCGGCUGGAUGAGGCCCAGGAGGCCGAGUGCCAAGCCCUUAGGCAUCAGCUCCAGCAGGAGAUGGAGCUGCUGAACGCCUACCAGAGCAAGAUCAAGAUGCAGACGGAAGCACAGCACGAGCGCGAGCAACAGAAGCUGGAACAGAAGGUGUCACUGCGCCGUGCGCACCUGGAGCAGAAGAUCGAAGAAGAGCUGGCUUCACUUCAGAAGGAACGCACCGAAAGGAUCAAGCACCUCUUAGAACGGCAAGAAAGGGAGAUUGACUCUUUCGACAUGGAGAGCGUUCGCUUGGGCUUUGUAAACCUAGGCACGCUAGACUAUACCAAGGAGGACUACAGAUGAAAAGUCUCACCACAAGUCCUCGUCUCACUUCUCCUCAAUGACAGGCUCCAUGCUACUGACGUCACUUUCGGACUAGUGCCUGUGCUGACCUUAACCAUCAGGGGCCCCACUUGUUCAGUUACAAGACAAUAUGCUGGAUGACUCUCCUGGUCGUGUCUUUUGAAACAAAUGUCAGUGUUGAUGAUGUUUUUUGUGCAAUGAUGACCUUCUUUGAUGAAACUGAAAACAAAGAAAAAACAAAAAACUGGGUGUACAUUGCUGAACAACCAUGCAUUAAAGAUGACUUUUGUCAGGCUGUGUGAAAAGAACAAACUUUUUACAUCCUCUCGCAGCCUUAUCUUUAACGCUGCUUUCCUGUCUUUGGUAUUUGUUCAUCAGGAAAUUUUAGAUAGAUCAAUUUGAUACAUUUACAUAUGAGCUCACAAUGUGUGUGUGUAUGUAUAUAUAUAAUAUAUAUAUAUAUAUUAUAUAUAGGUAGUUUACGUUUACUUAGAGUAAAAUGUGACUUAUCAAACGCGGCCUGUGGGUGAUUAUAACCCGGCAAUCUGAACCAUUUUCUACAAAGACAAUGUGAAUACCAUAUGUAAAUCCCAAAACCUAUGCACACAGGGCUUGGGAUGGUCGUGUAUUUUGUGUAUAGAAGGAUUUAUUGAGAGCUUUUAAUUAUUUUCCUAUGUAUUUUAACUGUUCCUCAGAUGAAUUUUUUAAACAAUGAUUUUUUUUCAUUGUUCAGUAUUUGAAGUUUGGAUCGGUCAGUUGGCUCUUUGAAUUUCCAUAGAGAUCAUUAUUAUUGCUUUAACCACUUUCAAGCUGUGUAUUUUCUUACAACAAAAUCAGUAAAAUGCUUUUAUUGCAUGCACUUUAAUUUUUUUUUCAGGUUGAGAAGCAUGAAUCUGUCAGAGCUUUUAAUUAUAUUUGUAAAUAAAAGUGCUCAUCACAGCUUUCUUCUUAAUGCUUAAUUAACAGCACUAGACCUACACCCAAGUUUCACCAUAUUGCCCCUUUACCAUUGAAUUGAUUCCCCCCGUGGGGAUUAUCAGGGUGGCAACACUCAGUGGAAUCUUUUUUUUAAAAGCAAACAAUGCUUGAUUUGUUUGAAUGUGCAUGCUGUGCCCUCACAAAAAUGGUUACUUAACUCACCUUUUAAAAAAAGAUUUUCAGAGGCCUUUAGCUUUCACAAUUUUAGACUUUCCUCCUUUUGUGAGGAGGUUAUUUUGACCAUCAGUCUAUAUGUCUGACUAUAGUUAGGUUAUUAUUUGAAAGCAAUGAUUUUGAUGGCAGUUGUGCAACUUGAAACUUACUUAUACAACCUGAACACAGGAUUUGAUCAGAUGCAGCAGACAAAUCUUUGCCAAGAUGACUGAUAAAAUGCUCUUGAACUACAUGUCACAGCCAAUGACAAGGGUCAUGUAGUCAACAGUAUGUUGAAUUUAUUUUGAAAGCAUUGUGGCAAUUACUGCAAAAAUAAAACUGAAGU
This is a messenger RNA of Scleropages formosus (Asian bonytongue), 5316 nucleotides long. RefSeq names its product TAO kinase 3a (gene taok3a). Gene Ontology annotation, biological process: protein phosphorylation; regulation of cytoskeleton organization. The record is from RefSeq and is a predicted model, not a curated record. Gene Ontology annotation, cellular component: cytoplasm. The coding region runs from base 1143 to 3839 and encodes 898 amino acids. NCBI's taxonomy places the organism in Eukaryota, Metazoa, Chordata, Actinopteri, Osteoglossiformes, Osteoglossidae. The transcript has 20 exons. Gene Ontology annotation, molecular function: protein serine/threonine kinase activity; ATP binding.